GCUGCUUCGUUCGCCGCAGAAUCUUGCACAACUUUGUCAAGCUCGAACCGGCCACCAUCCGAGGCCUUUGUAGAUUCAGGCAGCAGAGCCCAGAAAACUGCAUCGGCCGGUCGGACAGAGCCCCUCCCUUCUCGCAAACACCAACGUCAUGCUCUGUCCGAGAGCACUCAGUGCGGCCCCGCGGCCCUGCCUUGUGCGCCACAUAUACGCUGCAAAGUGUCGACUACCAGCAGAUUAUUCCGGAUGGCGGCCCCCAGCAGCAUGGACACAGCCACCGCCAUCACAGCAGCAGUCGCGUGGCUUCAAGAAGCGGGGCUCGUUCAAGCCGAGGGUGCAGGGCGUGGUGAUAACGACCUCGACAGGAGAGGCGGAGCGGGCUGGCGCAAGAGGUUACGGCCCCAAGGGCGCAUAUGGGCGGGAUAAGGACAGACGGAAGAAGACGGCGACGACGCUCCUCGACAGGGAUCUCCUCGAUUACCCGCUCAUCCACCUCAAGGACAAUGAGGCGGGGACGCUCUCGGAGCCCAUGUCGCCGGAACUCCUGCUCGACGGCAUGGAUCUCGAGACGGAUACGCUCGUCUGCGUAUACCUCCCGUCCACCUCCAACGCGGGCGUAAACGCUGCGGCCGAGGCCGAGUCGGACGACGAAGAGACAGCCGAGACGGACGAGACACCGGAGACGCUAUCCAAAAGGCCGUCGAUCCCGAUCUGUGCCAUCAUGAACAAGGAAAAGUACCUGGAGCACGUCGAGAACGAACGCAAGGAGCAGCGGAUCCGGGACCUGGGCACCAAGGAGCUCGAGAUCGGCUGGACCAUCGACCAGCACGACCUGGGCCACAAGGUGCGCAGGCUGCGCGAGUUCCUGGGCAAGGGGUACACGGUGCGGGUCAUGUUUCUCCAGAGCAAGAAGAAGGGCAAGAAACGCUCGGCGAACAAUGAAAACGACAAUAGCGCUGCGGAGGUGGUCCGAGCCUUCGAGGAGGCCGCCACCGAGGUGCCGGGCGCAAAGCAGUGCAAGAGGCCAGAGGGUAGCAUGGACCGCACAUAUAUUCUGACGUUUGACGCCCCAGGAGUCAAGAAUUGGAAGAUGGCCAAAGGUGCUGCUGCACAGUCUGCUGACACAGAUAGCACUACCGACCCGGACAGUACUGCCGAGGAUGGCGCUGCCAGCUCCUCGUCUGCCUAGACCAUCCGGGCGGUUGGGUAUCAACGGGAUUAUGUCGUAAUCUAUCUGAUGUAUGAAUAUGACAUAUGAGAAAAUCAGCACGAGGGACAUCG
This is a messenger RNA of Gaeumannomyces tritici R3-111a-1, 1278 nucleotides long. RefSeq lists its product as hypothetical. Gene Ontology annotation, molecular function: translation initiation factor activity; ribosome binding. The record is from RefSeq and is a predicted model, not a curated record. Bases 149 to 1186 code for a protein of 345 amino acids. NCBI's taxonomy places the organism in Eukaryota, Fungi, Ascomycota, Sordariomycetes, Magnaporthales, Magnaporthaceae. The transcript has a single exon. Gene Ontology annotation, biological process: translational initiation; ribosome disassembly.